AUGCCUGACCCGUUCGUGUCCAUCCUGCGCUUCUUCUACCUCUACGGCCGAGCUGUGGGAGUGAUGAACUUCGAGGUGGACUGGCGGACAGGAGAGGCGAAGGCCACCCGGCGGGCCACGAUCCUGGCAGCCGUCCACAACGUUGGAGUGACGCUUCUCCUAUUUUACCUUAACAUCCGCAGCGGGUCUGUGCGAUCGUCCUGGAUCGAAGCCCGGCUCAUGCACGAGUACUUCUUCCUGCUGAUGACCGUAGUCCGAACCCUGGCCGUUCUCCUGGCUCUUGCCAGCAGGUGGCGGCAGCGCCCCAGGAUUCUUAGGCUCUGGAAAAGGGUUAUUCAAAUGAUCCGCGCCAGGCCUGAGGUCGUGCGACUGAAUCGAAGGAGCAUCAUGAUCAAGUUUGUUUUGGGCGUCAUGGCCGACUCGCUGCACUCCAUUCUGGACCACAGUGCCCAGCGUAAAAAGAUCGCCUCCGACAUGUUACUGAAUCUCCUCGUCUUGUACGCCUACACCACAAUGUUCAACGUCAUCGUGGGGCAGUAUUACCUGGCAAUUCUCCAGAUCCACGCCCACUACCUUGUUCUACAAAAGGACCUGAAGAUCCUGAUGCAGGAAGCCGAAUCGGUUUGCCAGAUUCGCAACCGUCGAGGCGGUGUGUUCGCCACAAAGUGUUGCUUCCUCGCCGACCAAGUGGAUGAGUUGGCCGAAAGACACUCGAAACUAGACGCUACCCGCCAGGAUAUGUCGGAGAUUUUGCAGAUCCAGAGCUUCAGCAUGACCCUGGUCUACUAUCUCUCCACGAUGGCCACCAUAUACUACUCUUUCUGUUCUAUUUAUUACAAGAACACUGACUUGAGUUCAUCGUACUGGGGCCUGCUUUUGCUGCUUGCCUUCUCAGUCUUUUAUUAUUUGGAUUGUUUCAUCACCAUUAACGUUUCCUUUGUGAUCGACGAUCAGUGCCAGGAAAUGAUCACAAUGCUGGCAGGUCGUGCAGUGUUCAGUAAGCCGUUGGAUCAACGCCUGGAGACAGCAUUUGAGAGCUUGCAGCUGCAGUUGGCGCAGAAAAUCCCGGAGUUCUACGUUCUGGGACUCUUCAAAAUGGAGCGUUCUCGACUAAUGGCGAUGGGAAACUCAGUCAUCACAUACUCCAUACUUCUAAUACAGUGGGAACUGCAGAAUAAAUAA
Messenger RNA from Drosophila bipectinata, 1182 nucleotides. RefSeq names its product Gustatory receptor 59c (gene Gr59c). Gene Ontology annotation, molecular function: sweet taste receptor activity. The record is from RefSeq and is a predicted model, not a curated record. Gene Ontology annotation, cellular component: axon; membrane; dendrite. NCBI's taxonomy places the organism in Eukaryota, Metazoa, Arthropoda, Insecta, Diptera, Drosophilidae. Gene Ontology annotation, biological process: chemosensory behavior; sensory perception of taste; male courtship behavior.